CGGCCCUCCUUUCAAUCUCAAAAAGAAAGAAAAAAAUCGUCUUGAUUGGAGACGACGACAAUGCAGAGGCUUUGCACUAAGCUCCGUUCCAUUUCAGUCCGUUCAAACGGGAACCUAUCUUUAAUCGGUGCUCCUCACCGUCUCAUCCACCAUUCCCCGACUUCUCAGUUAACCCUAGGUUUCGCCACGCCGCCCAGCAAAUGGAGCUUCCUCCCCGCCGGAGCUUCUCCCUUCGUUCCUCAUCAUUUUGUUCAAGUACGGAGCAUCACUUCCAAGGACAAAAUGGCCAAAUGGAAGAAGAAGUGGAGGCCUAGGACUCCAAUCACCUCUAAAGUCAAGAAAGUCAAGAUCAAGUUCUAUUCGUCAUACAAAGACAGGUUUAAGCCACUGAAUGAUGGUACCAUCCGUCGCUGGAAAGAAGGCAAGCGCCACAACGCACACCUGAAGUCAAAGAAAUCAAAGCGUAGAUUAAGACAGCCUGGACUAGUACCACCAGCAUAUGCCAAAGUCAUGAAGAAACUCAAUUUCUGCAAUUGAGGGAUAAGGAGCAAGAAACAGUUCAGUCUCUCUUCCAGAUUUUUCCUGAUAUUGCUCACUGGCACCCAAAGAUUUGAUCAAACUUUAGUUCUUUUUUUUUUGUUUUGUUGUUCAAGUUAAUUUUAACCUUGUCUCCAAGUAAUAAAUUGGUAUUGUGCUCAUUUUUCUCAGGGGUUUGAUAUAUGUUAAAAACUUUUUAUA
Molecule: messenger RNA, 738 nt
Organism: Brassica oleracea var. oleracea
Lineage: Eukaryota; Viridiplantae; Streptophyta; Magnoliopsida; Brassicales; Brassicaceae
Exons: 4
Coding region: 61-537 (158 amino acids)
Biological process (GO): translation
Cellular component (GO): ribosome
Molecular function (GO): structural constituent of ribosome
Source: RefSeq, a predicted model, not a curated record